AUGAAUAAGAUCACGACUAAUAUCCACGGCUCAAACGUCGUGAAUAGCACUGCGGGCAUUAUGGUGCAAGAAACAAACCCAGAGCUUGACAGCGAAAGUCGAGGGCGAACCCCACCUCUUUACAAGAGGGAUACUAGUCGAUCAAUGCACGUAGAUACCCCGGAGACCCUGGCACCAUUCAAUAUCUACAACCGCGUAGGCCCCAAGCUUCCCAGCGGUGCUGUAUUCACCUCGCCGACUAGAAAUGCAGUAGUGUACCAGCAGCCAUUAAGGGAGUAUGAAGUGUGGAUUCUCGCCAAAAUCAUAGGAAGCAAGGGAACGAAGCAGCUUGUCCCGGCAUUUGGAGGUCUUGUAUCUGCUACAGGCUCCAAACCAGCACGGAUAUCCACAGUGGAGUACCUUAAUCCGAUCCACCAGCCCUUUACAGAGUAUGCAGUUAUCAAAGAGCUUUUACAACGUUCAGAAGAUGCAACAAAAGAAGUAGGCCAGUUAUAUGUGCUCACUACUUUUGACCUUGGCGGAUGCAUAAAGGCCCUUCCGCUUAUCUGGAGGUACCCAGAACGGUACAAGUACCACAUCUCCCUCAUCAGCCCGUUCCACACUGGCAUGAACCACCUUGGCAUGUUACAUAACUGGGAACAAAUGGGAAAUCACAGAUCAAGAAGUCAGAGGAGGCGGUCCAGCGCACCAUCACUGCGAUUCGUAACUUUACCAAUCCCUUUGAUGUCUUUCAGUACAGAGAGCAAAGCAAUCUUGCCUUUAUGCUUCUUGAAAUCCCAAUUCCUGGAGGAACCAGUUGACCUAGAUGAGUUCAUGACAUAUUCACUCACGCCAGUCCCGCACAGCCUUGGCACUCCCGAUGGCUUCCUGAAUAAGACCAACAAAGCAACGAUACUGCACUUCCUGACUGACGAUUACGAUGGUGAUGCGCUAUAUCCAUCCGAGAAGUGUUUGUAUAUUCAAGAUGGAAAUGCUCUUUUCCACGCUCUUACUCAGCUUCCGCCGACGUUUGGCGAGAUUUGCCUGCAGAUGCUAGACCAGAUGGUGGCGAAGAAGGAUUUCAUAUUUUCCACAGACAGCUAUCAUGAAAACUCCAUCAAGAGUCAGGAAAGAAUACGACGUGGAAGCUCUCCGAAAUACAUAGUUGACGGACCGGCGACAAGAAAGCCCGCCGAGUUCAAGCUCUUUCUGUCCAAUUAUGCCAACAAAGUUCAGUUGUAUAGACUCCUUCUACGAGUGUGGGGAAGCAGCGUAGCGGCAAGUCGCCUGGAGAAAUGCGAUCGUGGAAUCUUGGUUGUGGAGGGUAAAGCUUACCAAUGCGAACUAUUGAACGGUGACGUAACAACGCAUGAGCUCCAUGAACUGACAUCGAACCAGGAGGAGACGGACACCCGCGUUAUUCUGUAUUUGAAGUAUGCCGUGAGGAUGGGAUACGAGUCCGCCGUAGUCAGGACCCCAGAUACUGACAUCUUGUGCAUCCUCAUGCACUAUGCACCGUCACUUGAUGUCAAUAUCUACCUGGACAUCGGGACUGGAAAGAACCGUAAGCUUAUCAAUGUCAGGGGAGGCGAAUACUGCACAGCCCUCCUUGGUCUUUACGUAUUCACCGGCGAAGAUGCGACAAGCGCGUUCAAGGGCAAAGGAAAGGUCGGCCCUCUAAAGAAGCUCCAGAAGCAUCAGAAGUACCAAAGGUCGUUUAGUAAACUGGGCAUGGAAUGGACCUUGGAUGGCGAAACGAUGAAUGAGCUCGGGGCGUUCACCUGCUUGAUGUACGGGUACCCCAGAGAGAUCUCGGUCAACAUGGUUCGCAGCAUCAUUCUGGGGAAGAUGAUCGGAGGGAACGAACGGUUGACAAUCAAGUCAAAAGUGGAACUGUCUCGCCUCCCUCCCUGCAGAGAUAAUCUAGUGCCGCACAUGCAGCGUGUCAACCACCGAGUUGCGAGUUACAAGCGUGCAGACCAAGCCGUCUUCUGGCGUCCUUAUCCCUUUGAACCCGGGCAAGGACGGGAAAGAAAUGACGACGGCCUCUUGGAACCGGUGUGGUCUUGUGGCCCCGUACUUCCAACCAGUCUCAUUGACAUAGUCGAGUCCACUGUAGACGAAGAAGAAGACGACGAGGAAGACGGCCCAAUUGAUUUCGAUGAAGCCUUUAGCGAUGAAGACGAGUAGAGGAAAACUCAAGCAAGUCGAUAAUUAUGCAAUUAUUAUGCUGCAUAAGGUUUUUUCCUUUGCAACAACAUAAAACCAGAUGAUUCAAAAUAUAUGUUUUGAUUAUCUAUAGAUAAUACGUUAUUUCGGGACAGAUUUGGCGAUUUUCCCUAAAAUUCAGACUCGGGUACCCUGUGGUUUUUUGCUCAAAUCUUUAGCUGCCGUUUUCGAGGUGAUGGGACACGAUUUCGAAUUGGGAACAUCGAUACCCUUUCUGGACUCCUUCUAAGGAUUACAAAUAUGUAUAUUAGCCGAGUAUCUCUUUGGGGUGCCCGGAAAGCCUCCUUCCGACUAGACUAAGUGCAGUGAUGUUCUAGUCUCAGUCUGGAUCACGUUAAAUCAAAGACUUCGUGGCAAGCCUUUCUUGGCAUUAGAUAAGCAAGUCUCAUCUAGUAGAAGCUAAACUCAGAUUCAUUAAAUUUGAUUUAUAUUACC
Nematostella vectensis (starlet sea anemone) is the source of this 2643-nucleotide messenger RNA. RefSeq lists its product as uncharacterized. Lineage: Eukaryota; Metazoa; Cnidaria; Anthozoa; Actiniaria; Edwardsiidae. The transcript has 4 exons. Bases 1 to 2169 code for a protein of 722 amino acids. The record is from RefSeq and is a predicted model, not a curated record.